CUCAGAGGUUGCUACUCCCAGUCAUAUGUAGGUUCAGAUUUUUCCUUGACUUCUCACAGCCCUCCUUCUGCCCACUCGCAUGCAAGUCUGAAUCUGCCUGUCUUACUGCUCAUUUUUGCUCCCCUAGUUCUGACUUGAACUUUCUGUCUCAUACCUUCAUGGGAAGACCUGAGGAAUGCAAUGAGAGGAGAAAGACAAAGGAGAGAAUAAAGGUGGAAGAAGGAGGAGAAGAAGAAGGGGAAUCUGAAGAAGCUGCCACAGAACAUGGAGGUUCAACUGUACUGGUUGCUGCUUCUGCUCGACGUUUGUGGACGGAUAUCAGGUGUUUCCAUCAGCCCUUUUCUAAAACAUUAUGAAGGACUAUCAUACGACCGCAAUGAUCUGCACAACAAGCACCUCCGAGCUAAGAGAGCAUCAGAAGAGAGUGCUUAUGUGCUAAAACUGGACUUCACUGCUUAUCAAAGAACAUUUCGACUCCGUCUGAGACGCAACUCUGAGGCUUUUUCACCGGACUUCAAGGUGAUCAGUGGGAACACUUCCAAGUCAGCUGAUCUUUCCCACAUUUACUCAGGGGCUCUCGAGGGUGAAAAUGGUUCAGCCUGCCACGGAUCUGUGUUAGAAGGUCAGUUUGAGGGAACCAUCUAUACCGACGAAGGAGCAUAUCAUGUGGAACCACUGCAGAGGUACAUCAGCAGCCAGACAGACCACCACUCCAUCAUCUACCACGAGGAUGACUUGGCUCCGCCACCCACGCGAAAUGGGUCAGAUGAGUUUUGUGGCACGGAGCGUCUGAACCGUCUUGCCAAAACUCUCAAGUCUGAUGAGGAGGCAGCAACAAGCCGCUCCAGAAGAAACCUGGACGAGUCAAAGACCAGCUGCCUGCUUCAUAUCCACGCAGACCAUCUCUACUACAAGAAGUUUAAGUCAGUGGAAGCAGUGGUGGCCCAGGUUGCCUCCUAUAUACGAGCAGUGAACGACAUCUACGACAAAGUGGACUUUGAUGGAAUCAGACUGGUCAACUUCAAAGUUAAAUCUCUGCGUGUGGUGACUGAAGACGAUAAGAAAGAUCCUCUCAAUCCUCUCUACAUCGGGGCCGAAAAGCUGCUGAGUCUUUACUCCAGAAACAACUUUGGCAACUUUUGCCUGUCAUAUCUACUGACCAACCGAGACUACAGCGGCGUGCUGGGACUGGCCUGGGAGGGCAAACCUGGAAACUGGGGCGGAAUUUGUUCCAAAUACUCCAACUUCCGAAAUAACCAGUUGUCCACUUUGAACACGGGUCUGAUCACCAUCCAAAUCUACGGGCAGUUCAUACCUGCACGACAAGUCCAGCUGACCUUCGCCCACGAACUCGGCCACAGUCUGGGAGCUCCGCACGACGAGGGCUCCAACUGUGGGAACCUGGGCUCUGCCGGAGGUAAAGGCAGGUACCUGAUGUUUCCUCAAGCUGCGGACGAGGUGCGUGAGAACAACGACAAGUUCUCCCCCUGCAGCAUCAGUCAUAUCAGCCGCAUCCUCCACCUGAAGAAGGACGACUGCUUCGUAGUGAGCGAUCAGCCCAUCUGUGGAAACCACAUCGUAGAGGCGGGUGAGGAGUGCGACGUUGGACACAACGACUCGGAUCCAUGCUGUUUUAGUGCCAGACAUCCCAUGGGUAUCCAGUGUCACCUCAAGCCUGAUAAAGUCUGCAGCCCCAGUCAGGGCCUGUGCUGCACUCCGCAGUGUGAGUUCAAGGCCGCGAGUGAGAUUUGUGACGAGGAGGUGGACUGUCAGGAGGAGAGCUUGUGUUCCGGAGUGUCCUCGCUCUGCCCUCCGCCAAAUGCCAAGGAAAACCUCACUGUCUGCAGUCGCGGCACCCAAGUGUGCAUCAAUGGGGUCUGCUCGGAGUCUGUGUGCGUCAGACACGGCCUGCAGAAGUGCGACUGUCCUGGUGACUCCAUGAGGGAGAAAUGCCACAUGUGCUGCCAGCAGCCCGGUAACCACAUGACCCGUGCAUCUCCUGAGACAAAGGAAUCUCUUAACACCUCAUGUUCCUGCCCAUCAGCACCGGUCUACAUGUAUGCGCCGGGUUAUCACUGCGACACUGCAAAGGAAGGAAAAGAGCCACAUACGUUAGUUACGCCACUUCGGACAUCUUAUAUUUCAUGCUUUGGAGUGCCAAGAAAAGAGUUUUGGUAUUGUAUGAGGAAGUCUGGAGUGGCAGAGAAGUGUGUUGGAGUGGUGCAGGACAUGUAUGCCAGGUGUGAGACAGUGGUGAGGUGUGCUGCAAGUGUUACAGAGGAGUUCAAGGUGGAGGUGGGACUGCACCAAGGCUCAGCUCUGAGCCCCUUCCUCUUUGCCAGGGUGAUGGACAGGUUGACAGAUGAGGUUAAACAAGUUGAGGAAUGAUGUUUGAAGAUGGCAUUGUGAUCUGUGGUGAGAGCAGGGAGCAUGUGGAAGAUAAGCUAGAGAGUUGGAGGUUUGCCUUAGAAAGGUGAGGAAUGAAGGGAUUAGCUGCAGUAAAACAGAAUCCAUGUGUGCGAAUGAGAUAAACCCAAGUGGUCAGGUGAAGUUACAGGAUGCAGAGAUAAAGAAGGUGGGGUUUUGAAGUACUUACGCUCAACUGUCUAGGUCAAAGAAGUGAGAAAGCGGAUGCAGGCAGGAUGGAAUCAUUGGAGAAAAGUGUCAGGUGUGAUGUGUGACAAAAGGGUGUCAGCAAGGAUGAAAGGGAAGGUGUACAAAAGGGUGGUGAGGCCAGCAAUGUUGUAUGGUUUGGAAACAGAGGCACUGAGGAAAAGACAGGAGGCAGAGCUGGAGGUAGCAGAGAUGAAGAUGCUGAGCUUCUCUCUGGGAGUGAGCAGGAUGGAUAGGAUCAGGAAGCAGUAGAUCAGAGGGACAGCACAUGUGGUCAGGUGUUUAGGAGACAAAGUCAGAGAGGCUAGAUGGAGAUGGUUUGGACAUGUACAGAGGAGAGAGAGAGCCAGUACAUUGGUAGAUGAAGAUGUUGAGGGUGGAACUGCCAGGCAGAAGGUGGAGAGGAAGACCAAAGAGGAGAGUUAUGGAGGUGCUGAAGGAGGACACGUAGUUUGUAGGUUUGAGAGAAGAGGUGGCCACCACAUCGGCUGCUGUGGCCACCCCUGAAGGCAGAAGCCGAGAGAAGAAGAAGAAAAAAAAGAAGUCUAAUGUGUAGAACUUGAUCAAUAUUAAUACAUGGAACAGAUUUACUCAUUCAAAGACCUUCAACCAUCCCAAAAGUAGCAAUACCGUGAUGAGUGGCAUAAAUAACAGCCUCUUAGCUGAUAGCACAGAUGGUUUCCAUGGGAGCUCCAAAUAAUCCCUAUCACUUUAUACUACAGAUAAGCCUGACACGUGUGCCAGCACCACUUCCUCCGUACUGUCUCGCCAAUUCCAGAGGAAGUCUCUUCCUCUGGUGGGCGGAGCUCCAUGUUUCGGGAACCAAGGCUACUGCGACAAAUUCCAAGUUUGUCGUCUGCUGGAUGCAGAUGGU
This is a messenger RNA of Synchiropus splendidus (mandarinfish), 3487 nucleotides long. Its product is annotated as disintegrin and metalloproteinase domain-containing protein 10. The transcript is spliced from 13 exons. The record is from RefSeq and is a predicted model, not a curated record. Lineage: Eukaryota; Metazoa; Chordata; Actinopteri; Syngnathiformes; Callionymidae. Gene Ontology annotation, cellular component: plasma membrane. Gene Ontology annotation, biological process: Notch signaling pathway; membrane protein ectodomain proteolysis. Bases 265 to 2388 code for a protein of 707 amino acids. Gene Ontology annotation, molecular function: metalloendopeptidase activity.